CAACACCUUGGACAAUAUCACAGACCAACCCAACCAUGGCGCCACAAAUAUCAGAAGAUGAGAUCGAUGAUCUAGUUUACUUUGCCCGAGUCGGAGAAACCGGCGAUAUGACGGAGCUUUUGACGAGUUUGGCUGAGCGCGAGAAGGUUGCGCCAGCAGUGAUUCUCAUGGCCGCCAAGGACAAUGGCCAAUCCACGGCCCUGCACAUGGCUACCGGAAACGGACACUUGGAGACUGUCCGCAAGAUUGUUGGUUGCUUCGAUGAGCGACCAAAGGAGGAGAAGCAGGCUUUCUUGGAUGAACCCAAUGAGCAUGGAAACACUGGCCUGCACUGGGCUGCCCUUGGUGGACACCUUGAGACUGUCAAGUUCUUGGUUGACAAUGGCGCAUCGCCCGCCCUGGCCAACGAGCACGACUUUGUGGCUCUUGAUAUGGCUAACCAGAACGACAAGAAAGAAGUCGCGCAAUACUUUCUUUCCUUCUUGCCCAAGCUUGAGAAUGAGAACACAGAGAAUGGCCUUGGAGAUGCCACCGCUUCUAUUCAGAUUGAGGACACUACUGAAGACGCUGAAGAGCCCUCCGGCAGCUCAUAACUGGGGGAAAGUGGUUAUUAUUCGGAUGAACAUCAUGGUUGGAACUUAUUAAAAAACUCAAAAUGGCGUCUAUUCUCGCCUUGCAUGGCAUUCUAGAGCUGUUUCGAGGUCGUCGCACCUUGAAAAGAUUUGGGCUCGGGGGGAUGCUUAUCCCACGUUGGUUUCAUAUUAUGCAAGGCACGGGAGAACUGGUAUUUGAUUUAGCUUUUUAAAUUUGUGGUUUAGCCUAUAGAACAAAGACUUUUAUUACUUC
This is a messenger RNA of [Torrubiella] hemipterigena, 846 nucleotides long. NCBI's taxonomy places the organism in Eukaryota, Fungi, Ascomycota, Sordariomycetes, Hypocreales, Clavicipitaceae. The record is from the annotation of a GenBank genome assembly.